Messenger RNA from Fusarium mangiferae, 1491 nucleotides. RefSeq lists its product as uncharacterized. NCBI's taxonomy places the organism in Eukaryota, Fungi, Ascomycota, Sordariomycetes, Hypocreales, Nectriaceae. The record is from RefSeq and is a predicted model, not a curated record. Gene Ontology annotation, molecular function: iron ion binding; monooxygenase activity; oxidoreductase activity, acting on paired donors, with incorporation or reduction of molecular oxygen. The transcript has 7 exons. Bases 1 to 1491 code for a protein of 496 amino acids.
AUGGAUAUUUUACAAGUUCGCUUCGAUCUGGCGUAUUAUUGCCUGUUUUUCGUAAUUGGUGUUUUGACUCAUCUCUUCAUUUUCCGCCGAGGCGAAUGGAACCUCUAUGUUUUCAAUAUCUUGCAAGCCUUUGCUGUCCUCGAAAGCAGCUUGAUAUACAUUGUUGCUCGAACCGUCGAAGAUGAAGAUUACACUUUAUGGAAAGUCAUCGCCAUAUCGUCUUGUUUCACACUAUCAACCUUGAUGGGAUUGUCAAUUAGUAUGCUCAUCUACCGCGGCUGUUUCCACCGAUUGAGUAAAUUUCCAGGCCCUUUUUGGGCCAGGCUGUCCAACCUGUAUAUUACGUUUCGGGCCUUCAAGAACUUUCGUCUUUUUGAAGAGGUGCAGCAGUUGCAUAGAAAAUAUGGGGAUAUUGUUCGGAUUGGGCCUAGCGAACUAUCUAUCAUAGACCCGCACGCCUUGCAAGCUCUCCAUUCAAACAGCUCCCCGUGUACUAAAGGCCCUUGGUACAGCAUCGAACACCCUAUCAAAGCUCUGCAGAUGACCAGAGACAAGGAGGAGCAUGCCUAUCGGCGUAAGGCAUGGGAUUUGGCGUUCAGUUCUAAAGCACUUCGGGAGUAUGAAGCACGAGUGGCUGGGUACACCACCCAACUCUUUGAGCAGGUAGAAGCAUCCCAGGGCACCCCGAUCGACGCAUCUCUAUGGUUUAACUUUUAUAGCUUUGAUGUUAUGGGUGACUUGGCCUUUGGGAGAACUCUUGAUAUGCUCAAGAACGGAACAGCACAUCCAUUUAUGGAACUGGUCCAUUCCAACAUGCUUAUGGCUGGUUCUCUGAGUCAUUUGACCUGGGUCUUCCCACUUCUUAAACGCAUUCCGUUCUUGAAUCAGAAGAACCUCGAGUUCCAGGGAUGGCUCAAGCAACAGGUCGACUGGAGACAGAAGAAUAAGCCGGAUUUGCCGGAUGUAUUUUCAUGGAUCCUCUCCGACUACGACGCUCUCAACAAGCCGACUGCUCAGGAUACUAUCAACUUACGCGGUGAUGCUCAGCUUAUCGCUGUAGCGGGCAGCGAUACUACUGCGGCAUCACUAACCUGUCUGUUCUUCGAGCUAGCUAGUAAUCCGCAAAUUUGCCUUACUCUCCAAAGAGAACUCGAUCAGUAUUACGCAGAACAUGACAAACCAGACCAUUCAAGUCUUUCAAAGCUCAGGUAUCUGCAGGCUUGUAUCAACGAAUCAAUGCGACUCUAUCCGGCUAUCCCGUCGGGCUUGCAGCGAAUGACUCCGCCCAAGGGUCUAGAUAUCGGCGACACGCAUCUUCCAGGCGAUACUAUAGUCACAAUUCCAACUUACACGUUUAAUCGAGAUGAAAAGCUCUUUACGCAUGCCGACAAGUUUAUUCCGGAACGCUGGACUACAGAAAAGGAGCUCACUAAAGAUCCUUCUCUUUUUGUUCCAUUCUCAAUUGGACAAUACUCUUGUGUUGGAAAGUAG